Molecule: messenger RNA, 2447 nt
Organism: Trichomycterus rosablanca
Lineage: Eukaryota; Metazoa; Chordata; Actinopteri; Siluriformes; Trichomycteridae
Gene: znf652
Product: zinc finger protein 652
Exons: 5
Coding region: 220-2142 (640 amino acids)
Source: RefSeq, a predicted model, not a curated record
AAGAUCUAGUGCAGUAAUGUUACCACCUGAUUGAAAAGUUGGCCUGAACCCACCAUCUUUUUCUUCAAUGCGUGUUUAUUUCUUAAUCAUGGAGGAUAUGGAGGCUUGGUUUGGUUUGGGCUGAGGCAUCUUUCCUCCUUUUCCCCUCGCGGGAGGGGAUGGAGAUUGGGCGCCACCUGUAGGAGACGUUGCACCCCUCGAGAACGCAGAGAAGCGCUGAUGAAAUCGUCCCAGACACUCAAAGAAGAGGCGGUAAAAGAAGCCAUGUCACAGGAGGAGGGCCCGAGGAGUCAUCCUGCCCAGGCCUACUACCACCAUGCCAAUCUAGCAGACACUGACCUCUCAGGAAAGCUCUUCAAGCAGGAGGGCAUGUCCAAACCCUUUUCGGUGCUCGUCGAUAACAAGAUGAGCACCAAAGCAGUCCCUUCUGAGCUGCCCCUCGAGCCGAAUCCUGCCCCACUUCAGCAUUUCUACAAAGAAGGUUCCGGAGCGGCCGGGAGCGAGGGAGGAAUGAAGAGCAGAAACAAAGGGAUGUCCCAAGAGACGGAGGACGAAGAAGAAGAAGAAGAGGAAGAGGAGGAGUUCAAACGAGCGCAGAUCAUUGUAGAGGUGAACCUAAACAACCAAACCUUGCACGUCUCCAAAGGAGAGAAGAACAUUCCCGCAGAGGUGGACAAGAGCGGCAGCGAUGAGGAAGACGAGGAGGACGAAGAAGAGGAAGAGGACGACGAUAGCAUAGAAGAGGAUGACAGUCCCGAGGAAGAGCCCGACGAAAUAGAGGACCAGGACGAAGAUGAGAAAGAAAGCCGGAGGACGAGAUCUUACCGGACCCAGAAAAAGAGCCUCGAUGCCGACGUGGCCCCCGAGACAGUCGGUGUGACCACCAGAGGGCGAAGGAGGAGCGCAGAAGUUCCACCCCUGAAGCGACCCAGGUCAGGCCGCGGCGUUAAGAGCUCCGGCUCUUCGGCUUCAGGAGCAGUAAAGGACUGUGAGGAGCGCGGCACUCUGGCAUGCGAGAAAUGCCCACGCGUGUUUAACACCCGCUGGUACCUGGAGAAGCACAUGAACGUCACGCACAGGCGCAUGCAGAUCUGCGACAAGUGCGGGAAGAAGUUCGUGCUGGAAAGCGAGCUGACCCUGCACCAGCAGACUGACUGCGAGAAGAACAUUCAGUGUGCAUCGUGUAAUAAAUCCUUUAAAAAACUGUGGUCACUUCAUGAGCACAUCAAGAUCGUCCACGGCUAUGCUGAAAAGAAAUUCGCCUGCGAGAUUUGCGAGAAGAAGUUCUACACGAUGGCGCAUGUCCGCAAGCACAUGGUCGCACACACUAAGGACAUGCCAUUUACAUGUGAAACGUGUGGGAAAUCUUUUAAACGCAGCAUGUCUCUGAAGGUGCACUCACUUCAGCACUCCGGAGAGAAGCCCUUCCGCUGUGAGAACUGUGAUGAGAGGUUUCAGUAUAAGUAUCAGCUGCGUUCUCAUAUGAGCAUCCACAUCGGGCACAAGCAGUUCAUGUGCCAGUGGUGUGGCAAAGACUUCAACAUGAAGCAGUAUUUCGAUGAACACAUGAAGACGCAUACAGGUGAGAAGCCAUUCAUCUGUGAGAUCUGUGGGAAAAGCUUUACCAGUCGGCCCAACAUGAAGCGCCACCGGCGCACCCACACGGGAGAAAAGCCUUACCCCUGCGAGGUAUGUGGCCAGCGCUUUCGUUUCUCCAACAUGCUCAAGGCUCACCGCGAGAAGUGCUUCCGGGUAACCAGCCCCAUGACUCCACAGCCUUCCAACAUGCCCCUCGGUGUUCAUCUCCCCGGCAACCCCGCCUCUUCCUCGGGCCAUGCUUCCAGCCCACCUUUAUCUUCUCCACCCGCGUCCAAUCCUUCGUCCGUGGGCUCGGGAAUGCUGGCUUCCGGAAUCGGACACGGCUUUUCCCAUUUGCACAUGCAGGCCGCGGCCACGCAUCAUCAACAUCAAACCCACGCGCAUCACCCCGGCCACGCGGCCAUAACCGGUAGCGCCCCUCAGCACCUUUCCGUCCCGUCCUCUCUCCUGCCGUCGCCUCCUGCACUUUUUAAGAGCGAACCGAUCAACCACUGCGCCCGCGAGGACGCAUACCUGAGGCCGGGUUCGACACAGCAGCACUAAAAGUGACCGCACCUCUGCCUCGCAGACACGCAGAUACUGCGUCGACGUGAUCAAGGAAAACUCACGCGUGAGGGUACACACUUCAGUGCUGCCUAUGCAUUUUCUCGUCAGAAGCUCGGCUGAUCAGAAAGUGAGCUUGACUGCUGACCUCAGUGAACCUUCUUAAAAACAUUAGCAUUAGCAUUUUACACCUUGUACUGUAAGAGUUCCAGUUGCAUCAUAAUGAUGAGAACAUGCCACUUAACUUAAAGCUGCAGUAUGUAACUCAAAAGUGCAAGAAGUAGCCUUGUUGUGUGUGAGGGAAU